AUGACGCAAGGAUCCGCUGCCGGCUCCCUCUGUGCAGUUGCUGGCUGUGGCCCCGCCUCCACCCAGCUGCCGCAACCCCGUGGGCCCGCCCCCACCCGUCUGCUGCGGCACCAUGGGCCCGCCCCCACCCAGCUGCCGCAGCCCUGCAGGCCCGCCUCCACCCGGCAGACGUGGUACCGUGGCCCCGUGGGCCCGCCUUCACCCGGCUGCUGCGGCACCGCAACCCCAUGGGCCCACCCCCACCCAGCUGCCGCUGCCCGGCGGGCUCGCCCCCACCUGGCUGCCAUGGCCCUGUGGGCCCGCUCCUACCCAGCUGGCGCGGCCCCGCGUGCCCGCCUCCACCCGGCUGCCAUGGCACCACUGGCCCCGUGGGCUCGCCCCCACCUGGCUGCCAUGGCCCUGUGGGCCCGCUCCUACCCAGCUGGCGUGGCCCCGCGUGCCCGCCUCCACCCGGCUGCCAUGGCACCACUGGCCCCGCGGGCCUACCUUCACCUGGCUGCCGCGGCACUGCGGCCUCACGGGCCCACCUCCACCCGGCAGACGCGGCCCCGCAGGCCCAUCUCCACCCGGUAG
This is a messenger RNA of Catharus ustulatus (Swainson's thrush), 573 nucleotides long. RefSeq names its product predicted GPI-anchored protein 58. The transcript is spliced from 2 exons. Lineage: Eukaryota; Metazoa; Chordata; Aves; Passeriformes; Turdidae. The record is from RefSeq and is a predicted model, not a curated record. Bases 1 to 573 code for a protein of 190 amino acids.